AAGUGAUACUCCAAAAACAGCUCGUCCAACAGCUUCAUCACUGUUUAGCACAGAGAAGCCAACAGCACUGCCAGUCGUGGGACAAGAAAGUGCUGUCACAGAUCAGACAGAAAAGACAUCAGUUUCUCCUCUUACUGAUGAGACAGAAACAUCUUCUGUCAUCCCUACAGUAGAUGAAGAGGGUUCAGCUGACCACACUCCGGACAUAUUCACAUCCACCUCCUCUGUCACUGGUACAUCUUCAUCUUUACUCAGCACUAUGGCCUCAACAGCAAUAUCACCUGGAACAACAGAGAGUCUUGAAACUGAUAAAACAAAAAUACCAUCAGUUACAGGAGAACCAUCAGUUUCUCCUAUGUCAGAUGAGACACAAACAAGCUCAAUAACAGUGAUUCCAAGUUUGGCUUCUUCUAUAGCAUCUACUGUUCCUGACACUGAUUUCUCUAGCCAGCCCACAAUGUCGGGAACCACUGCCACCAUACCUCUGCAGUCAACAUCAGUCAUUACAAUUACACAACACCCUCAAAAGCAGCUAACAACAGAAAAACCAUCAGCCAUCCCAAUAAUUGAUGAAUUUGAGACAAGUUCUGCAAUCACUUUGACAGAGGACGACAUGUCAACAGGGCAAACAACUGAAUUUUUUAUGGAAGGAUCAUCUGCCCUGUCUUUGUUGCCAACUAUGGACCAAACAGUGGAACCAAGCACCCACUCAGCUGUGGUGAUUGGCACUUCACAUGAAACAGCUUCUGUAUCUCCAAGUUCCACAAGGCCAUCCAUUCCUAUCAUUGAUGACACUGAGUUUAUUAAUCAAACCCCUGAUUUUACUACCAAAGCUGCUGGCAAAACAUCAACCACCAUCUCCUCAAUGUUCAGCACAGAGAAACCAGCAGUAACAACAGCAUCACACACAACUGCAGCAAGCUCAGAAACCAAUGUUAUUACAAUUUCUUCUUUGUACAGUACUGAGAGAUCAGUUUCCUCUGAUACGGAAAAGAGCACAUCAACUCCAGUCUCAUCAUCAUCUGUAUUCAGCACAGAGAAACCUGCAAUAACAACUGUUGGAAGUUCAAGUGUAGCAAUUCUAAAAACAACAGAUGUUACUUCAUCUCUGUACAGUACUGAAAAACCCACAUCAGUUUCAGCUAGCAUGGCGCUCGAAGAGGGCUCUGGAGACCAAACCCCCAAUAUGUUUGUUGAGAUCUCUGCAGUGACAGCUUCUUCUCUUGUGAGCACUGUUUCCCCAAGUGUCACCCCCUCAGUACACCCUGGUGAGAAGGUGGAUUACAGCACAGACUCUCCAUUAGUUGAAUCCUUACCUAUCUUUGAGAGAACAACUGUUAAGUACAGUACAGAGACACCAGCAGCAGUGUUUGCAGAAACUAUGAUGAGCCCUGCAAUAGAUGAAACACCUGUUUCAGAGACUCUCACAAAAGAAACAAGUGCAACUACCACAGUGUCUUCAGUGAUUAGCACAGAGAAGCCAUUAUUGACAACAGAAUUAGCUGACACUGAAACAAGUGAAGUUUUAAAAUCACACAUAGCCGUAGCCUCCUCUCGCUACGAUACUGAGAAACCAACAUCUGUGCCAUCCAGUGAAUUUCAAAGCAAAUCACCAUUCUCUCCAGCAACAGAUGAAAGUCAGAUAGCUGAGACUCAGAGCACAUCAACAACAUCUGGUGUUGAAUCAUCAACCCAGUCCUCACCACAGUUCAUGACAGAGGAGUCUACACAUACUACCCAAUAUUCUGUUUCCCCCACAACAUCUACCACAAUCGAGGCAAUGACAGUAUCAGUGUCUGAAUCAGGAAGUGGCGAGUUUCCUGACAUUGAGAGCUCAGGGGAUGACAUAUCUCAAUCUCCAGAUGAAACUCCCUUAGAAACACCAACAGCAUCAAUCACAUCUACUUUUGUUGAGGAAAAAAGUGAAAUAGAGUAUACAACUGUCACAACAAGUCCUUAUACACUCGAAACCUCUCAACCCAUAGCAGUUCCCAGUGUCACUGUGUUUACUUCAAAGGAAACAUCUACUUACACUGACAUGGAGAGCUCUGGUAUCUCACCUGAAGGGGAUGAUUUGGAGUCAAGUCCAGACGGCUCUGGUGCAGAGGUAUCCACUGAGACUACCACAAAACCCCCGGAAGAAUUUACUGUGGCCACAGAUGAGACUGAAUUAUAUGACACCAAGAGCACAUCUGACAUGUCAAGUACUACAUCCUCAUAUCCCACCAGCACACAGCUUACCAAAGAAUUUAUGCCAUCAACACAAUCUCCACUCAUAACAAGUUCUGAGAUUUACAUUACUGAGCCAGGCAGUGGGGUCUUCCCAGAUGACUCUACCGAUGAGGGUGAGAGUUCAGGUGUUGACGUUUUUGACAGGUCAGCUACAUUAGUACCUGUCACAAGUCCUCCUAUGAUGUCCAUUACAGUAGCAGCUACAAAACAAAUUACAAUGUCCUCUAGUUCUGUUGCUGUAACAGAGGAGAGUUCAAGUGACCAAAUAACAGAUAUGUCCACUGACAAUGGUAUUACACAAAAGCCUGCUGGCACUGCAGCCUCUUCUCUUUACAGCACUGGAAAGCCAACAGCAAUGUUCCUAGAAAUCAACACCUCAACAGUCCUGGGGGUGUCAUCUUCAGCUGUUUAUCACACAGACUCUCCUGAUGGUAUAAAGAGUACAGCCUCUUCCCUGUUCAGCACAGAGAAACCUGCAACAACAGCAUCACAUGAGAGUGGAACGUCUGAUAUUCCAAAGUCUUCUCUCUACAGCACUGAGAAGCCAAAUAUCACAACUGUACAUGCUAUCACACCUACCCAGUCAGCUGACACAGCUCUCUCUACAGCUGAUAUAUCAAAACAAAGUCUAGGUUUUACUUUGACACAGGGAGAGAGUUCUGGUGACCAAACCACUGAUAUGUUCACAUCAAAGCCAUCAGUGAUUGAGAGUAUCACAUUUGGAGAAGCAACAGGUGAAACCGUAACCUUUGUUUCAGUCACAGUGACAUCUGAUGAACAGGUUUCCUCACAGGAAGGUGAAAUUACUUCUGAUACCCCCAUCACUUCAGAAGCAACCGAGCCUCCUGUUUCAAGCACUGGGAAAGAUGAAGUUACUGUAGCUGAGCACAUAACUCAGUCCACCUACACAACUAUGUCCCCUCAUACAGCUGGAGCAUCAGUUAGUGAUCAUACUACAGUUGAUUUCACUACAGUAAGCCCCAGCAGUGAACAUGAGCAAGAUGGAUUCACAUCGAUGUCCACCCCAAUUCCCUCCAUUAUAUAUCAUAGUGUUACAGACCAGCAGGUGGUGAUCAUUACUCCCAGUAGCAGCCAACCCCAAACUGACCUGACAGAGCAAACACCUACCAUGGUCUUGCACAUGUCUAAACCAUCAACCAGCACAACUAUAAUAUUCACAGAGAAUGUAAAAGAUGAAGAUAAGCUGUUCUCUGCAGUUACAGACAGUAUGACAGGGGACACCCCCACUCCUUUGCUUAUCACCAAAGAUGAUACUAUCAUUGAUGCAGAUACUAUCUCCAUAGUUUCCUCUUCUUCAGUUUACCCAACCAUCCAGACAGAGGAGGCUGGAGGCAUCACAGCAGUCACAAUGACACAAAAGUUGGAAGAAACAGAGGGUUCAGGGACAGAUAGUACCACCCUCUUUACUCCCUCUCCAGGAACAUUACAUGCAACCCCAUCCACUGAUCCAUCAUUAGCUUCAACAACUUCUGAAUAUUCAGAGUCCAUUUCUAAACCAUCACCUGUGGAAGGUAUUUCGCGUGAUGAGACAGUCACAUUAGCACCACUUGCCACCCCAGCCACCACUGUGUCCACAAAGUCAAGCUCUGAAGAAACAGAUGAUUUAACUACACCACAUACAGUUUCCCCUGUUGAGACACACUCCAAACCAACUCCAGAGCAUGGUUUAUCAGCCGAAGACACCACUGAUAAAAUCACUGAGUCUGUCACUGAGAUCACAGCAUCCUCAUCUUUGCCUUCUCAAACCUUAACUGAAAUAAUGGACACCAGCUCUGUCACCCCAGUGUCCAGUGAGGAGUAUAUGGUUAGCACAGAUGAAAAAGAGACAUCCAAGACCUCAUCACCAACAGUCGUAACAACCACAAGUCGUGACACAACUGAUGAAACCUUAAGUUCAUCCAUUUCCACACUUGCUGCUGUACCUUCAGUCACUGUCACACCACACACACCAGUUUCCACUGAACCUGGCACAAUGAAACUAACCAGUGAAGCAUCUGAUGAUGACUCUUCAGGUGAUGAUGACUCUGAUGAAGGCUCUGCAGUGGAUACCUCUGAGACAACUUCAGUGUCCUCAGUGGAUGAAUUGACUGCAUCUGAAAAGAUAGUUACAUCUACAGCCUCCUCACUGUUCAGCACUGAGAAAACAGCAGUAUCAAGUGCUGCCUCUAGUAUUCAUAGCACCAAGAAGCCAACUAUCACAUCAUCUCCUGAUGUUACUGGGAGAGAUAUAUCAGAUGAUCACACUCAUGUGACAGAGUCCUUGACACACACAGCUGCUCCUCUGCACAGUACAAUAAAAAUGGACCAAGUGCUAUCCACAACAACAUUAUCUACCCCCUACAGCGCUGACAAGUAUUCAGAGGCAAGUAUCACAGAGGGGUCUAGGGUUGAGAUCUCAGAUGCCACAACUGCAUCACCUAAGACAAUGACAUCUGAGAAUGAAGAGAGUGUGGCCACACCAGGAUCCCCUAUGCUCAGCACAGAAAAACCAGCCACAGUGAUCCAAGAGGAUAAAACUCAAACAGAAGAGAUAAACACAGAGGCAAAGAAAGCAUCAUUGUUAGAAACAGUUUCACCCCCUAGUGAUGGAGCGACAUCAAUCCCCACACACGAGGAGAGGGACCCUGAUGCCUCUAUGUCUACAGAAGAAUCUAUUUCUAUAUCCACAGUUUCCUCUCUACAAAGCACUUCAAAGCCUGACAUGAUGGUUCAGUUUGUCACCACUUUUGUCCCAGAACCAGAUACAACACUGCCUGAGGGAUCCUUCCAACAGGCAAGGUCUGAGAUCACAUUCACUCAUCAUCCCCACAUUGACACCUCCUCUGAGAAAACUGUGUUGGCCACAACAAGCCCAAUGUUGCCCAGUGAGGAAUCCAGCCAGGACUUUGAACCUGGUGAUGUGACUCCCCACACUGGAGUUACAACCACAUCACUGAAAGAUAAGACAGCUGAAGCACCGAGCACAGCACCUAUAACCAAAGACAUUUCAACUGACCCUGAGGGGAGCUCAGACAAAGAGAGUGAAGUCCAGGAAACAUCUACUUAUGCUGUAAUAACUUCACUGCCUACAGAUGAAAUAGUAGUUUCGGAGGGGACAGAGCCUGCUGGAGAUGAAUCUCCAAAAUUUGCAACUGACAAGUCAGCAAAACCUGAAGUAGAAACUGCAACUGCUGAGUCGGCAUCUUCUACAGACUCAAGCUCAGUGGAAACAACUUCUUCACUUUUAAAACAAACAAAAAAGACUCCAUCCUCAACUGUGUCUUCACUGUUCAGCACCGAGACUCCAUCUGUGGCUUCCAUAUCAGAUGUUACUGAUCAAGAGGCCUCUGAAAAGACAUCAACAACAUCACCAAAAAUGGUGACAGGAGAGAGCGAACAGACUGCCACUCCCCCCCCUGCCACGGUGAAAUCAACUGCAGUGUCACUUGAAACACACACUUCAACAGAUAAAGAAAAAGACAAAAAGACAUCAUCAGAGAGUGAGGAGAUCUCUGUAUCAACAGAAAUUAUCAAUGAACCAGAGGGUUCAGGUGUCGAGACAUCUAGUAUUUUCGAUUCUGACUCUGUUACUCCAACUGUUUCAUCCCUAUCCAGUACUGUUAAGAUGGAUAGUAUCAUCAGGACUUUACCAUCUGAGAUGGCAAAUUCCCAAACAGAUAAACCAGAAUCAUCAACAUAUGAACAAACCUCAGGUCAGAAGUCACCUGAGAACUUCAUCGCCAAAGCAUAUGCAACACAAUUCUCUGCUGUGACCAGCACCGUUCAGUCAACAAAGUCAACAACUUCUCUUGAGUCAGGAUCAACGAAUUCUGAAAACGAGGAGUCACAAGAUUCAGACCCAACAAGUACGCAUCAACCCACUGGUGUUGCAUGCACUGCAGAAAUCUCUACAAGCUCAGACACUAAGGUCACCACAAUCCCAGCUGAACACAUUUCCUUUGAACCUACUUCAAAUCUUCCUUCAGCAUCAGCACCAUCACACCCUGAUGUUAUGGUCCAAUUUGCCACAACAGUUUCCCCUGGACAGCACAUAACAGUUCCCCAGGAAACACUUGAACAAGUCAAGUCAGAGAUCACACUAACACACCGCCCUUACACUGAUCUUUCCUCUGAGGAUGUGUCACUGACCACAACCCACCCUGUUUUUGCAAGUCAUGAAACAAGCCAAGUUACAGAAUCAACAACUGCGCCUGCCGCUGCUUCUUCAGGUGCUGAACCUGUAACUGUUUCAGUUGAAGGUGGGAAAGUUGAACCCACUCUUGACCAGGUUUCUAGUGGUGCAGACACUGACCAAUCUCCAGAUACAGAAGAUGGUCUUUAUCCAAUCAUAGAUUAUCCACCCCCAGAUUAUGAAGAACCGAACUUCGAACUGGUUGAAGUAAUUCCACCAUUUUUGGAAACUACAACACCAAAAGAAGCAGCAGUCUUUAUUACUGCACCACCUGCCAUUCCUCAAACAUCUGACAGUAAGCCUGUUGUUUCAGGGAGCAGUACUAAAAGUAUCUCAAAAGAAAAGGCAACACAGUCACCUGUAGUAGCAGUAGCUGUCACUGUCCUGCCCUCUGCAUCAGGGUCUGUCAGUGCAUCAUCAUCCUCUAGUUCUGAGAGUGGUUCAGAAAACAUGAGCAGCUCAGAGGAAAUCAUGACUACAGCAAGCACUGUUAAAAUGGAUGGUGAUGAGGUUGAGAACAUCACCUCUGAGCUUCUAUCGACCACAACUAAGUCACACUCCAUCUCUAGCACUGGGACUGAAAGUGGGUCUGCCAGCUCUGAGAGUGUGUCUGGAGAUUUGACAACUACAAAGAAACCAAAGAUUGAGAGUAUAGACGAACAGUCUCUAUCCCCAGAUGACAUCCAGACUGUAUUCAAGGUAGAUGCUACCACACCCUCAAAGGCUGAGUCUGCUAAUGUUGAUAGCACCUCUGGGAAAGAGGAAGUUUCGGGCAAUAUUGAAGGAGAUGUCUCUCCUCCUACUGAAAUGCCCAUAAGGACCCACACAGAGUUCACGACAAUGUCACCAGCUGAGGCACAAAACCAGUCAGUGUUAGCUGAAUCUGUAGCUACCACUCCAUCAUCUUUUUCUGGUGAGAAUGAGAAACUGGACAGUGAUUCAACUAUACUGCCACCUGUUACUGAAGGAGAACCACUGAUACAAGGGGAGGAAACAACUGCUCAGCCAGAUGCAGGACUUGAUUUGGGCCACACUGUAAUUGGAGAGACUGUUGAGAUCCCAGGACUCCACUCAUGCCAUUCAGAGAUUUGUCUGAAUGGAGGCUCUUGCUACAAAAUUGGUGGCAGCUAUACCUGUAGCUGUGCUCCUGGUUACAGUGGUCAUCGCUGCGAGACAGAUAUUGAUGAGUGCCAGUCAAACCCUUGCCGCAAUGGAGGCACAUGUGUUGAUGGCCUGGCUUCCUUCACGUGUGUGUGUCUGCCAAGCUACUCUGGGCUGUUUUGUGAGGAGGAUACUGAAACCUGUGACUAUGGCUGGCAUAAGUUUCAGGGGCACUGCUACAAGUACUUCCCCCACAGAAGAAACUGGGACACAGCAGAAAGAGAGUGUCGCAUACAGGGGGCUCAUCUCACCAGCAUCCUGUCCCACGAGGAGCAACAGUUUGUCAACCGUCUUGGACAGGACUACCAGUGGAUCGGCCUGAAUGAUAAGAUGUUUGACAGCGACUUCCGCUGGACUGACGGUCGCCCUAUGCAAUAUGAAAACUGGAGGCCCAACCAGCCUGACAGCUUCUUUUCUUCUGGCGAGGAUUGUGUAGUGAUGAUUUGGCAUGAGGACGGCCAGUGGAAUGAUGUUCCUUGCAACUACCACCUCACUUUCACCUGCAAGAAGGGCACAGUGGCCUGUAGCCAGCCCCCUCUGGUGGAGAAUGCACGAACCUUUGGUAAGAAACGUGAGAGGUAUGAGAUCAACUCACUGGUAAGGUACCAGUGCCAGACAGGCUUUAUUCAGAGGCAUGUCCCAACCAUCCGUUGUCGUGGGGAUGGACGAUGGGAUACCCCUAAAAUCACCUGUAUGAACCCAUCAAGCUAUCAGAGGACCUUUAUCAGAAGACAUCAACACAACAGUCUCUACAGCAUCAACAACUUCAAAAGAUGGCCGGAUGAGGCCCUCCGCUUUCACCACCAGCUCUACCGGGGAAGGAGAGAUAGGACUGAACAUAAGCAGAAGAGACAGUGAUUGCCACGUAAACAUGGCACAGCUUCCCCAAGACGAGAGCACAUGGCUUAUGCUUGUAUGGAAAGAGGAAAUGGAUUCUCAAAGGAAAAGAACAAGAGAAAACUUACCAAAGAAACCAAGAGGAUAAUCUGCAGUUUUCUUGCAUUUUGGAUGACGAUGGAAUCUUAUGAAGUGCCUUUUAAAGAGAUGCUGACAUGUGACUUUUCUUACCAAGGAGCACUGUCAAAUUCACUUUGGCAACAAUGCCAAAAUGGAUAAAAUACUUUCAGCUGGCUACUGGAAAAGCAAAAAGUUUUCUCAUCACUCUUUUUUUUUAAACUGCAGAUGUUUUUUUUUUUUGUCCACAGUUCAUCAAAUAAUACAUUCAUGACCGUUGCCUAAUACUUUUGUACACCAACUGUGCUAUUUAAAAUCACCAUAAGUGUUCCUUAUUCAUAGAAAAAAAAGCUGUUGUGAAAUUAUAGCGCUUAUGUUAUGUAAAAGAAUCAAUUAUGUUGUCGUGCUGUUUUAAGCUGGACUUCAUUUUAAUGAGCAUGCAUGCAUAGGCAUAUAUAUUUAAGCCCUCAACCUUUAUCUAUGUUUAUUCCUUGUCAAGAACUCUGAGUUUGGCUCCUCAGAACACAACUGGAGGCAUCAGCGGAAAUUAUUGAUAACACAAAGGACUCAGUAUUAUAUCACGUACAUAAAACUAUAAAUCUUUAUAAACAGUCUUCAGUCUUCAAAUCUAAUCAGCAGAGGCACAAAUCAUAUUUGGAAACAUGCUUUCAUAGCUUUGCUAGUGGUAGUUAUUCAGAUUCCAGAUGAAUAAUGCACCCAAAUCUGGGUAAAUUUCUCCAAACUGCUCACGUAACUGCUGGAGCCUUUCUUUGUGGUGGCAGCUUUCAAAUUACCAAAUCACCACUUUUUACUGGCUCCAGCUUUCACUGGAUGUCAGAGAUGUAGAUUUCUAUAGAAAGAAUUUUAAGAAAUUUUCUGAUAUUUCUUUUGAUUCUGCAAUUUAUUAUGAGAUAUUGGUCUCUACAUAUCAGUCGACAAAGCCUAACUGCUAGAAAUCGAUGUCCAUCAUCUGUUUUAAAAUGAAAGCUCAAGUAGUAAUCACACAAUAAAGUGUUUUGCUCUCAUCUGUUGCUGCCAUGCUGUAGCUUCUGAUAGUUCUCUUGGUCAUUUCUUUUUCUUUUUUUUUCUGCAAACUUAACUUUUCUGUUAUUGUGGUCAAUUGAAAUCAGCCAUUGAGAGAAUGUAUUUUGUGAAACACUAAAAAAGACUUGAACGUAACGGCUGUUGAGGCAGAGAUACAAAUAAUUUAUUUUCAAGCUGCUCUUGAUCUCCUUACUUGUUUUAUACUGACAGGUGAAAUAUGAUGCUCUCACUUGGCCCAGCAGAUGUUCAACAGGAGACCGGCCACAAUCAUGGACUGUCUAAACAGGAUGCAUUGAAGAUGAAAGAUUUCCUAACAAUAUGAUGGAUUUAUACAUCUUUUUUACGUCUUUAAUGCCAACAGUGGACCAAAGAAUAUGGAGGGCCCCAUCAGCUGCAAUAAUGUUGUUUUGUAAGAUUAACAAAUAUUUGUACAUGUGGAUGGUUAUAUGUCUCUCCAGCCAUUGUUUAAUAGAGUGAUGUUUUGUUUUGUCUGCCUGUGAAUGUCUGUGUGUGUGUCUCAGCCUUAAUGUGCACAUAAUAUCAUUUUAUAUUUAUAACAUUUUUUUUUUAUUUUACAAUGUGAAUGUCUGGGAUGUUUGUGAAUUUUUAAAAAAGAAAAUCAAAGUGUUUUUUCCUGCUUUAAAUCACCAAAGAAAUAAAAUAAAUAUAUGAAUAUUA
Molecule: messenger RNA, 10261 nt
Organism: Lates calcarifer (barramundi perch)
Lineage: Eukaryota; Metazoa; Chordata; Actinopteri; Centropomidae
Product: versican core protein
Exons: 8
Coding region: 260-8443 (2727 amino acids)
Molecular function (GO): calcium ion binding; signaling receptor activity
Source: RefSeq, a predicted model, not a curated record